Messenger RNA from Dibothriocephalus latus, 1068 nucleotides. NCBI's taxonomy places the organism in Eukaryota, Metazoa, Platyhelminthes, Cestoda, Diphyllobothriidea, Diphyllobothriidae. The record is from the annotation of a GenBank genome assembly.
UCUCCAGUUCCACCAACAACUGACUCCGCAAAUGAGCUCUUCCGAGGAUUCAGCUACGUGGCUCCACUCGUCACCGAUACUUUGCCAGACGCUGGCAACUGCACCGUCAGAAUGCGACCGCCUACAGCGGGUGACCCACGUGUACCCAAGCUAAAACGCAUAAGUGGCGUGAAAUCCAAGUCAUUCCUUGCUGACUACGAACUCCUGGAGGAGAUUGGCAAGGGUGCAUUUUCUGUAGUACACAAAUGCAAGCACAAUACCACCGGCGCCCUGUAUGCAGUCAAGAUAAUUGACUCGACGGUUCGUGAUCCAACGGAGGAGGUGCAGAUAAUGCUACGAUUCAAAGGUCUAUCAAACGUGGUAACACUUCGUGAUGUCUAUGAAUUCGAAAACAAGGUUUACUUGGUGAUGGAUUACCUGGAAGGCGGAGAACUGUUCGACAAAAUUCUGCGUCAAAACUUCUUCUCCGAAAAGGAGGCCGGUGCAGUCCUAGAGGUACUAGCUCGGACUCUGGCUGCGCUUCACAGUCAAAUGGUUGUCCACAGAGACUUAAAACCAUCCAACAUCCUCUAUGCUGAUCGUUCUGGCUCCCCAGACAGCAUUCGCAUUUGCGACUUCGGAUUUGCCAAGCAGCUCAGGGCUGGCAACGGCCUACUCAUGACUCCCUGCUAUACUGCACAAUUCGCAGCUCCUGAGGUGUUAAAAAUGCAAGGCUACCACGUCGCCUGUGAUAUCUGGAGCCUAGGUGUACUGCUGUACACCAUGCUUGUUGGUCAGACCCCGUUCGCAACAGGUCCUUUCGAUCCACCGGAGGUCAUCCUUCAGCGCGCAGAAUGUCCACUUAAUCUCACUGGUCAAGCCUGGGACUCCGUAUCCGAGCCUGCUAAGCAACUUGUGGCUAGUAUGCUAAACGUUGAUCCUAAAAAGCGACCGACGGCGGCUGAAAUUCUGGAACAUCCAUGGAUCAAAAAUCGCGCUCACCUCUCUACCUGCCCGCGCUAUAACCUUUGUGCUCCUGACGCCCGCACGGUCAAGGUAAGCGUGAUACCAGCACUUACUCCUAAGUAG